Messenger RNA from Protopterus annectens (West African lungfish), 1923 nucleotides. It is a transcript of the gene RRP9, whose product is annotated as ribosomal RNA processing 9, U3 small nucleolar RNA binding protein. Lineage: Eukaryota; Metazoa; Chordata; Ceratodontiformes; Protopteridae. Gene Ontology annotation, molecular function: protein binding; snoRNA binding. Gene Ontology annotation, cellular component: small-subunit processome. The record is from RefSeq and is a predicted model, not a curated record.
AAUACCUGUGAACUGCACUGAAUCACGUAGUGACGUAUGGACGUUACCAGGGCUUUUCGUUUUACGGAAAGUGUGUCAUUGUGGUGUUAUAUGUAUGGAGAGUUGCAGACCAGUAAUCUGUUGAUUAUAGUGGAGAUUUAAUGUGAUGUCUUCCUUGAGUGGAAGGAAAAGAAAGUCUCAGGCAGUGGGGAGAAAGCGGACAUUAAAACAGGCAGAAAAUGGAGAAGAUAAAGGACACAAAAAAGCAAGCUCCAAGCUAAAUGAAGAAAUUUCGAGUGAUUCAGAAACUGAGAAUUUUACAGAAGACAAAAGUAAAAAGCAGAAGCAAGAUGAAGAUGAGGAAAUUGAAGAGACAGCACAAGAAAAGAAACUUCGCUUAGCUAAACUAUACUUGGAACAACUCCGCCAGCAUGAAGAAGAAAAUGCCGAGCAAGAUGCCUUUGAGAAUGACCUUAUUGCAGGUCGACUUCAAGAAGAAGUGUACCUGCCUCCAGAUGAGAAAGACAUUCGUGUUUUAAGAGGCCACAAACUUCCAAUUACUUGUCUCGUCAUCUCUCCUGAUGACAAGCAUAUAUUCUCCGCUUCAAAAGAUUUUAAUAUUAUUAAAUGGGAUCUAACAAGUGGAAGGAAGAUCCAUACAAUUGAAGGCAAGAGGAAAGGAGCAGAAGAACAGCAAGUUGGACAUGCAGCUCAUAUCCUCUGUAUGGCCAUUUCUUCUGAUGGCAAGUACCUGGCAUCUGGGGACCGGGGCAAACUUAUUCUGAUUUGGGAAGCAGCAACGUGCAAGUACCUUUACAAGUUCACAGGACACAGGGAUGCUGUCUCGGGGUUGUCAUUCAGGAAAGGAACACAUCAGCUGUACAGUGCAUCACAUGACCGCUCAGUGAAAGUGUGGAAUGUCAGUGAAAAUGCUUAUGUGGAAACUCUAUUUGGCCACCAGGAUGUUAUCACAGGUUUGGACAGCCUUAGUCGAGAGCGAUGUGUUACAUCAGGAGGGAGGGAUGGUUCUGUUCGGAUCUGGAAAAUAGCAGAAGAAUCUCAGCUUGUGUUCCUCGGACAUGCGGGUUCAAUUGAUUGUGUGCAGCUAAUUAACGAGGAGCACAUCAUUUCUGGUGCCGAUGAUGGGUCUAUAGCUCUUUGGGGUGUGACUAAAAAGAAGCCGCUUGCGUUAGUGAAACAAGCUCAUGGUGUCCAUGGAGAUGAGGGACUUGAGCAGCCAUACUGGAUCUGCUCAGUAGCAGCACUGCUAAACAGUGACGUUGUAGCUACAGGUUCACAUGAUUCCAAGAUGAGACUGUGGAAGUGUGGUGAAGGAUUCCGAAGUUUAGAACCACUCUUUGAAAUUCCCUUGAUUGGCUUCGUAAACAGCUUGAAGUUUUCAACCUCUGGAAAUUUUUUGGUGGCUGGAGUGGGACAGGAACACAGACUGGGACGGUGGUGGAGAAUUAAGGAAGCCAGGAAUGGAAUUUAUAUCAUCCCUCUGAAAAAGGUUGGGGCACAAGAUUCUGGACAGCUGCAAAAAAGUUGAUUUCUAAUGGACAUUUUUUCAUCUGCAGCUAUAAGCCAUCCCUCAUUGAAUCAUGGCAAGAAGCACAUGCUGGCCAACCGUUUUGGUAGGUCAUGUACUUGAUCUGCCAGAAGUAAGCUAUAGAAAGAAGUUCCACAUAUCACAGCGUCAAUACACAAUACUUUCAUCAUCUGGUUCGUUUAUUGCUUUGCCUGUACAGAAAAAAAACAUGAUUUUGUGUAAUAAAAUGAUUUAAGCUAUUGUACAUUAUAAUACUAUAGACUAAGUAGCUAUUUUUGUAACAUGAUAAAGGUUGCUAAAGUGUACAGUACAUAAUGUUUUUAUUGAAUUAUUCACAUAUUUUGUUGGAAUUCAGAGUGCUUUUUUCAUGUGAAAAUAAACUCUCCUGAUUUAGA